AUGGUUCUCAUUGAUUCUAAUGGAGAUAAGAUCCAUGCGAGUGUGAAGAAAGAAUUGGUUAACCAGUUCGAGCACCAGCUGGAGCAGGGGAAAACUCUGACUUUCACUAAUUUUUCUCUGAAUCAUUCGGUUGGCUCAUACCGGACGACAAAUCAUCUUUACAAGAUCAGUGUGUUCGCCACAACGCGUGUGAGAAGUUGUGAGGCUUUGCAUGUAAGUUUAAAUGGCUUCACACCCGUGAACUUCCAUGAAGUUCUUGAUGGUAGUCUCAACCCCGAUUUUCUAAUUGAUGUAAUCAGACAUGUUGUGGAAGUUAGCCAUGUUGAGAUGAUUUCCGUGAACGGAAAAGAAACCCAAAAGAUUUCACUUGAGCUACAUGAUCUAGCGGAUGUCCGUCUUCCGAUGGUCUUGUGGAGAAACUUUUCUACUGAUGUCACGAACGCUAUACAGUUACGUGAUGAGGGUCGUGUGAUCUUGGUUUUGAGAUUCGGCAAGAUUAAGGUUUGGAAAGGUAAAUUGAAGUUUGUCUACGCUUUGGUUAACACUAUCAAUAAUUGA
Molecule: messenger RNA, 558 nt
Organism: Brassica oleracea var. oleracea
Lineage: Eukaryota; Viridiplantae; Streptophyta; Magnoliopsida; Brassicales; Brassicaceae
Product: replication protein A 70 kDa DNA-binding subunit C-like
Exons: 4
Coding region: 1-558 (185 amino acids)
Source: RefSeq, a predicted model, not a curated record